AUGGCGAAGUUACGGGUGUUACAAAACAAGACGUUUAAGUGUCGUCAUCAUCAGUACCUUUCAAAUACAGAAAGAGUAGUGAAGGGGGAACGCGGAGGAUGCUGUGAUCCUAAAUCAGCCAGAAGCUUGGCUUGGGUGGAGAUUUACGAAGGUACAUUCCGUGACUGGAUGCCUCAACCUUGCAAGUUCAUGGCAACUCAUAUUACACAGCCAAGUUACUAA
Messenger RNA from Enterobius vermicularis (human pinworm), 222 nucleotides. NCBI's taxonomy places the organism in Eukaryota, Metazoa, Nematoda, Chromadorea, Rhabditida, Oxyuridae. The record is from the annotation of a GenBank genome assembly.